Molecule: messenger RNA, 357 nt
Organism: Aspergillus melleus
Lineage: Eukaryota; Fungi; Ascomycota; Eurotiomycetes; Eurotiales; Aspergillaceae
Exons: 1
Coding region: 1-357 (118 amino acids)
Source: RefSeq, a predicted model, not a curated record
AUGUUCAACUCGGCAGUUCAGUCCAUUCUGAGAUACCGGAUUCCGAGGGAGACUGAUUGGUUGUACUUUUUUUUAAAGUUCGGAAAUGGCCCCAUAUGCUCCAUUUUUGCUUGCUCCACUGCCGCUGCAGCAAUCGUCAUGUCCAGUCCGUUCUUCAAUCUUCAAGCACCUCGUUUCUCUCCUGCACGAGGAUAUAAGAGCAACAAAAUAACCACUCGAGCCGACGGGUGGAUGGAUCUCGGUGGAUGGUUGUUCGGUCCGGUUUUAACCCGGCAGACAAGUUACCAUCACAUCUGGAAGGAGGUGGAAAGAAUGGGCCGAUUCGAGGAGGAAGGCGCAGACGAAUCAUUUGAUUGA